This is a messenger RNA of Clarias gariepinus (North African catfish), 2218 nucleotides long. It is a transcript of the gene acot11a, whose product is annotated as acyl-CoA thioesterase 11a. The transcript is spliced from 16 exons. Gene Ontology annotation, cellular component: extracellular exosome. Bases 178 to 1902 code for a protein of 574 amino acids. Gene Ontology annotation, molecular function: thiolester hydrolase activity; lipid binding. The record is from RefSeq and is a predicted model, not a curated record. NCBI's taxonomy places the organism in Eukaryota, Metazoa, Chordata, Actinopteri, Siluriformes, Clariidae.
CUAACAUACAGAGUUCCAUUGAGCUCGUGCGGUUCUUAGAAAAGACGUUUUAUUUAUCCUUGUAUUUUUUCUCGCUCAAAAUUUGAAUCAAAUCUCGCGAGAAUUUAUGAUAACAACAACAACAAUAAUAAUAUAACCUGACUCAAGGGUGAAGAGGUGCUUUGAAAGAUCUCCAGGAUGGCCGAGCUGGACGAGCCGGACCUGGUCAAGGAGGACGGACGAGUGUAUCGCAACCCCACGGAGAUGAAGAUGAGCCAGAUCAUACUUCCCUGCCAUGCCAACCAUUGCAAGGAGCUGAACGUGGGGCAGCUUCUCAAAUGGAUGGACUCCACUGCCUGCCUCUCUGCUGAAAGACACGCAGGAUGUUCGUGUGUCACAGCCUCCGUGGAUGACAUUCACUUCGAGCACACCAUCAGUGUUGGACAAGUGGUUAACAUCAAGGCUAAAGUCAACAGAGCUUUCAACACAAGCAUGGAGGUGGGGAUAGUGGUGAGCUGUGAGGACCUGUACAGUAACUGCCACUGGAAAGUCUGCCAGGCGUUUGCCACCUUUGUGGCUCGGAGGACAGGUAAUGACAAGGUUCAUCUGAAGCAACUGGUCCCUUACACACACCGUGAGAAGUUGGAGUACAGCGUUGCAGCGGAGAGGAGGAGGAUGAGGCUGCUGCACGUCGAGAUCAUGAAAGAUCUGCUGAAUGACGCCGCUUUCCAGGCGAGCAAAAGCGAGGGAGUGUGUGGCCAGGACAAGGAGGAAGAAAUACCGACUGAGAAAACAAGAGUAGAGAGCGUAGAGCUGGUACUGCCUACACACGCCAACCACCAGGUGAACACUUUCGGAGGCCAGAUCAUGGCGUGGAUGGAAAACGUAGCCACCAUUGCUGCCAGCCGGUUAAGCCAUGCCCACCCGACCCUGAGAACCAUAGACAUGUUUCACUUCAGAGGACCGUCUCAAGUUGGAGACCGCGUCAUCCUCAAAGCCAUCGUCAACAACACCUUUGAGAACAGUAUGGAGGUGGGCGUAUGUGCAGAGGCGUAUCACGGGGAGGAGCCUCUGAGACACAUUAACAGUGCCUUUAUGACUUAUGAGGUGCUGGAUAACGAAGGCAGGCCACGCCCGCUACCCCGAAUACGACCUGAACCGCUGGAUGGGAAAAGGAGAUACCAAGAGGCGAUUGCCCGAAAGAAGAUUCGACUCGACAGAAAAUACAUAAUCUCCUGUAAACACACUGAAGUGCCCUUGUCUGUCCCCUGGGACCCCAGUAACCAGGUGUAUCUGAGCUACAACAACGUGUUUGCGCUGAAGACGUUGGCGUCCAGAAACACCUGGGUUCUGAGUUCUCAGAAGAAAAACGUGCGGCUGUACACUCUGGAGGAGAAUCAGAGCCUCUGCGUCAGGCUUGAAACGGAGGUGAACGUCCCAGCAGCGAGAGCUUUCCUCCUGCUCUCCGAUCUCAGCCGCAGGCCCGAAUGGGACACGCACUACAAGCAGUGCAAGCCCAUCCUCCAGGUAGACGACGAUGAUCUGAUCUACCACGUUCUUACUCCAUCUGCGAGCGAAGUAGGAAAAGGCCAGGAUUUCAUCCUGCUCGCCUCCAGGAGGCCGCCGUGUGACACCGGGGAUCCUUAUGUUAUCGCUUUACGCUCGGUCACUCUGCCCACCCACCCUCCAACAGAGGACAUGAACAGAGGGGAGAUGCUUUGUGCAGGAUUCACCAUUUACGCCAUGUCCGAAAACGUAUCAAAGAUCUCAUAUUACAACCAGACCAAUCCGGGCGUGUUGCCGUUCUUCGCCAUGGACAUCGCCGGACUUUCGUCCAGUUUUUGUUCCAUCUUCUUUUCCUGCAAUGAGUACCUGAUGAACAACAGAGUCGGACCUUCUCUCAUCUCAACCACUUCUCUGUAGACCUCGUUACUGACGCCGUACUGUUCAGUUUUUAUAAACCGGUCUGUACUUUUUACAAACGGAACACUAGACUUUGUUGUUUUAUGGCCAGGCCAAUUUGAGGGAAUAUGUGGAAAUAGAUUUAUUUAUGUAUAUUAAAAGUUUAUAACAUUGUACAGGAUCAUUUUAACUUGUGCUAUCUCUGAUGUUAGGUGUUGAGCAUGGCAUUCUAUUAAUAAUUAUAUUUAAAAUGAGAAAUGAAACACACUUCUAUAAACAGCCAAUUUUUGGCGAGUUUUAUACAAUCACAAUAAAGAUACGAUAAAUCAAAAUAUGA